This is a messenger RNA of Penicillium angulare, 462 nucleotides long. RefSeq lists its product as uncharacterized. NCBI's taxonomy places the organism in Eukaryota, Fungi, Ascomycota, Eurotiomycetes, Eurotiales, Aspergillaceae. The coding region runs from base 1 to 462 and encodes 153 amino acids. The record is from RefSeq and is a predicted model, not a curated record. The transcript has a single exon.
AUGUCCUUGCUUGGUCAGAAUCAGAAAGAAGGGGAAACUAUUCUAGAUGUAAUGGUACAUAUAUUGGUCCUCAUCCAAGGUAACAAGCUUGUUCAUGAACAAACAAAUCCCUGGACUGAGUAUAACAAUUUGGAAACGUGGGCUAAAAAUUUCGAUCUUAUCGAUGACCAUGAUCCCGAUGUUCCUGCUUUCGACUCCGAUCAAGUAGUCCGGGAAUUACAAACGUGGAUUGAUGUUCCUGACGACGGAUCCAGUGUCCAAGGCAUCAACUCCAAUGCACCGAAAAUCCUACGAUAUGCACAGAAGCACAAUUUGAAGACAAAUCUCAAGCCUCUCAUAUGGCCCAAUCUUAUUGAUCCGGAGCAUCUCUGCUUGCUGCGACUCAGAAACCCUUUAGCUUUGGUUAUCCUUGCUCACUAUGCUGACAUUCUGGGGCAAUGCAGCUCCACCCGUAGUGUCUAG